Molecule: messenger RNA, 321 nt
Organism: Rhizoctonia solani
Lineage: Eukaryota; Fungi; Basidiomycota; Agaricomycetes; Cantharellales; Ceratobasidiaceae
Product: ribosomal protein L35Ae
Exons: 5
Coding region: 1-321 (106 amino acids)
Biological process (GO): cytoplasmic translation; ribosomal large subunit biogenesis
Cellular component (GO): ribosome; cytosolic large ribosomal subunit
Molecular function (GO): structural constituent of ribosome
Source: RefSeq, a predicted model, not a curated record
AUGCCGAGCACUCGUCUGUACACCAAGGGCCGUAUUCUGGGACACAAGCGCGGCAAGCGCAACACCCGUCCCAACACCUCGCUCAUCCAGAUCGAGGGUGUCUCGAACAAGGACGAGGCUCAAUUCUAUCUCGGCAAGCGACUUGCAUAUGUCUACAAGGCAAAGCGGGAAAUCAAGGGGUCUAAGAUUAGGGUUAUCUGGGGUCGUGUAACUCGCCCACAUGGUAACUCGGGUGUUGUAAAGAGCAAAUUCCGAUCCAACAUUCCUCCUCAUGCAUUUGGCGCGAGUGUCCGAGUGAUGCUCUACCCCUCCUCGAUUUGA